AUGAGUUGUCCCGGGAAGAUGAGCGUUCAGGCGGCGUUGAUCCUCGUGUGUGUGGCCCAGCUGACUGCAGGUCUGAAGUGUGUGUGUCAGCUCUGCGCCAACCACACCUGUGAGACCAGCUCAGGCGGCGCCUGCUGGAACUCGGUGAUGCUGAUUGACGGGACGGAGGAGACGGUGAAGUCCUGCCUGUCUCCCACCGAGAUGAAGGGCCAGGUCUUCUGCUACAGCUCCCGCAACGUCUCCAAGAGGAACUGCUGCUUCACGGAUUUCUGCAACAGUGAGACUCUGCACCUACACACAGAGAGGCCUUUGGAAGAACCUGAAAGCUGGAGCCGGCUGCAGCUCUCGGUGCUGAUCCUGGUGCCGUCCUGCCUGCUGUGUGUGGGCGUGCUUCUCGGCGUAUUCGGCGUGCCGGGCCACUACUGUUCCUACAGUCGAGCCCACAAGCACGACCCCGAGGAGCCCCUGGACGACCACAUGAUCACGGCAGUCGACAAAUGUCUCCAAGAUCUGAUCUACGACAUGAGCACCUCGGGCUCUGGAUCAGGUCUGCCACUGCUGGUGCAGAGAACCAUAGCUCGGACCAUCGUGCUGCAGGAGACGAUUGGGAAGGGUCGGUUCGGUGAGGUGUGGCGGGGCAAGUGGCGAGGGGAGGACGUGGCGGUGAAGAUCUUCUCCACCAGGGACGAGAGGUCCUGGUUCCGUGAGGCCGAGAUCUAUCAGACGAUCCUGCUCAGACACGAGAACAUCCUGGGAUUCAUCGCUGCAGACAGCAAAGAUAACGGCCUGUGGACUCAGCUCUGGCUGGUGUCGGAGUACCAUGAGCACGGCUCCCUGUACGAUUACCUGAGCAGGCACACGGUGUCGAUGGAGGGCAUGGUGGUCCUGGCCUUAUCGAUAGCCAGUGGGCUGGCACAUCUCCACAUGGAGAUCAUUGGCACCCAGGGGAAACCUGCCAUCGCUCACAGAGACUUAAAGUCCAAAAAUGUCCUGGUGAAGAACAACGGCACAGCGGUAAUCGCAGAUUUGGGUAUGGCCGUUAAACACGACUCCAACACCAACACCAUCGACAUACCGCCCAACCACAGAGUGGGAACCAAAAGGUACAUGGCCCCAGAGAUUCUGGACGAGACGAUCAAUAUGAGCAACUUUGAAUCGUUCAAGCGAGCGGACAUCUACUCGCUCGGCCUGGUGUUCUGGGAACUGGCCCGAAGAUGCUCUAUUAGGGGACUUAAUGAAGAUUUCCAGCUGCCUUAUUACGACCUUGUGCCUUCAGAUCCGGCCGUGGAGGACAUGAGGAAGGUGGUGUGCGAUCAGAAGCUCCGACCCAGCAUUCCCAACCAGUGGCAGAGCUGUGAGGCGAUGCGUGUAAUUGGCAAAGUGAUGAGAGAGUGCUGGUACGCCAACUCCGCCGCUCGUCUCACUGCGCUGCGGGUCAAGAAGACCGUCUCUCAGCUGUCCAUGAUCAAGGAUGUCAAAGAAUAG
Molecule: messenger RNA, 1485 nt
Organism: Limanda limanda (common dab)
Lineage: Eukaryota; Metazoa; Chordata; Actinopteri; Pleuronectiformes; Pleuronectidae
Product: activin receptor type-1C
Exons: 9
Coding region: 1-1485 (494 amino acids)
Biological process (GO): nervous system development; activin receptor signaling pathway; cellular response to growth factor stimulus
Cellular component (GO): activin receptor complex; plasma membrane
Molecular function (GO): ATP binding; activin receptor activity, type I
Source: RefSeq, a predicted model, not a curated record